GGCUUCACAUCCGGUUAGAGCUCCCGGCCAAGAGUAGGGUCCUCCUUCUCCCUCCCCCCAUCCGCCUUGCCGCGCUUCUCCACGGCUUUUCCUCUUCGUUCCGCACCCGAGAAGGAUGAGCGGGAUUCCCUGCCGGCUCCGCUGCUUGGCCGGGUGGUGUGAGCGACGGCUUCAUCUCUUCCUUCUACCCCCCACCAACCUUGGCCACCUUCCCAGCUCUGGGAGCGUCGCCGACCUUAGGCGGCGGCCGUGGUCUUCGAGAGCGGAGAGCGCCAUGAACGUAUUUGACAGAAAGAUGAAAAGGCGGCAGAAAAACUGGGCGUCUUCCAUCCCCGGGAGUGGGAAAUAUGAUUAUCUGAAAGAGGAGAGGAAAAGAGGCCAUUCAGCCCCUCGCUUAUUCCUGACAUUCACUGGGAUCAGGACUGUUUUGUGCCUUAACUGCUUUACGUGGGCAUUAUUGGCACGAACCUUUCCUGUUGCAUUGGACGUUGGAUGUGGAAAAGGUUAUAUAGUAGAAAAUCUAAACAAGGACAUCGUUCAAAAACUCUUUCAAGUGGAUAUAGCAGAGAAUGUUUUGAAACACCCAAUUGAGACUGAGAUUCCCACCUAUCGUAUCUUAGCAGAUGAAGAGUUUCUUCCCUUCAAAGAAAAUACAUUUGACCUCAUUCUUAGCAGUUUAAGCUUGCAUUGGGUGAAUGACCUCCCUCGUGCAUUCAGACAGAUUCAUUAUUCAUUGAAACCAGAUGGAGUGUUCAUUGGUGCCAUGAUGGGAGGAGAAACCCUAUAUGAACUUCGUUGUUCUCUGCAGCUGGCAGAACUGGAGCGGGAAGGAGGGUUUGCACCUCAUAUAUCGCCAUUCACUGCUGUUACAGACUUGGGAAAUCUUUUGGAACAAGCAGGAUUUAACAUACUAACUGUGGACAUUGAUGAAAUCAUGGUGAACUAUCCUGGAAUCUUUGAAGUAAUGGAGGACUUGCAAGGUAUGGGAGAGAGCAAUUGUGCUUGGUGCAGGAAACCCUUGUUGCACAGGGACACAAUGCUGGCAGCUGCAGCAAUCUACAAAGAGAUGUAUGGAAAUGAUGAUGGGUCUGUGCCAGCAACGUUUCAGAUUCUGUACAUGAUUGGCUGGAAACCCCAUGAAUUACAGGCUAAGCCAGCACAGAGAGGUUCUGCAACAUUAUCAAUUGGUGAUCUGGGGAAAAUGUCUGAACCGAUAACAAAGAAGGAUAAAGAUUAUUAAACAGUUGUAAACAUUAAUCCUUUAUAUUUAAAUAGCAAUAGUAUGCCAAGCUUGGCUUGUAUAAAUGUAAAUAAUAAAGAAUGAUUAUGAUCAUUCUCAAAUUAGACAUUAAUUAUUUUAUUGCUGGGUCAGCCUUUGUUUCCUGGCCAAGAUGGAGGGCAGCUGAUUACUCCCUGUCUUUUGCCAAUGUUUUGGGAUGCUGGGAAGUACAAGAGGGCAGCCUUGUGUGACUUGUGCUCCAAUUAUUUUCUUCAGUCAUCACUUUCCCCGAUAAUACGACUGAAAACAGAUGUGCACUGGUUUGAAGGAAUUGAUGCCGUACCAUCCCAGAACACAUUAGAAUCAGAGAUGUGAAUUUACAUUCUCCUGUUUUCAUGGAAUGCACUAUUGAAGCACCAACACAUUGCUCCUUCAUGCCUGGCUUUUAGGAAUAUAGUAAUUACAAUGACAGAAGAUAAGUUUAUGCUGCAACAAGAUCAUCUCUGUUAAGAGGUUGCUUCAUUUAUUUGACCUGAAAUUGAAUAUUUUAAAAUGGAUUAUGUGUUUAAAACAUGUUUAGUUGCUUAUAGAAUGGUUACUGUAGAGAAGGAGGCCAUUUGGCUUGUUGAGUCCAUGCUGGCCCUCUGUGUGAACAAUUUAGUUAGUCCCACCCAAGGCCCUCUUCCUGUAGGCCUGCAACUUUUUUUCCCUUCAGAUGCUUAUCCAAUUCCCUUUUGAAAACCACAAAUUGAAUCUGCCUCCACCACAGUCUCGGGUAUUGUAUUCCAGAUCCUAAGUUUUUCUUUAAGUCACCUUUGGUUUUUUUACCAAACAUUUUAAAUCCGCAACCUUUGGUUCUCAAUCCUUCUGCCAAUGGGAACAGUUUCUGUCUUUCUACCCAGGCUAAAUCCCUCAUGCUUUCCCUGACAGCUCUAGUGAUUAGUGAGUAUCUGAGGCAUACAGAUUAGGAAACCAAUCUCUGCUUUAAAUUGGUCAAGUUAAGAUGAUAAUGAUCCCAGAAGUAGCUUCACCCUGUGUUUUUUUUUGCCAGGGAGGGGAAAAGUCACAGCUCAGUUCCUCAUCACUGUUCAGAAGCUCUUGCUGGAAUUGCACAUAAAUGGAUGUUGGGUGAGCACAGGUUUGGGUUUUGUUGUGAUGUCCCGUGAAAUUAUGACCUAAGUGAUUUGAGUCAUUACUUGUGUUAUAAUUUCCUGACACUUGUGCUCAACUCUACAGUUUCCCUUGUUGAAACAGUUUAAGUAUUGAUUAAAAGCAAUGAAGGUCAGACGUUUGCUGGAUUAGUGCCAGUUUUCACAUCACAGCCACUUAGAUUUAAAAAUAGAGGCAUUUAGUUGCUUUGUAACGAUUUGAAUUCUUGCUGUUAGAUUGUGUAAGUCACUUACAACUCUACUUUCAAACUCUCAACUGUUUACUCGUUGGCAUUCCAUUCACAAUACUUCUGUAACUGUCUAUCUCCUUAUCCUCCAGUUCUGAUGCCCUUGUUCUCAAGCAUUCUCUUUAAUCUCCCAUUCUGGCCAUUCCCCUGGUAUGGAUUUCAGCUUUGCAACCUCAAGUCCAAGGGACACAAUUUUGAGAACAUCUAUUUCAGCCAUCCAUCGUAGUGGGCACAUACUUAGGGCUAUAUAGUUACAUAGGGCUGGACCACAUGGUGCAUUAUCAGAUUUUGCUGUCCUCCCCUAAAACCACUCGAUGCUCCAGGAUCUUUCUGGGGCGCAAAGAUAAGCCUUAGCUUCUUUCCUCCACUACCACUGGUCUUUUUAAACUCCACUCCCCAUUCCUUCCACCCUCACCUCCAACAACAUGAACAAUGAGCUCGGGCAUUUCUUUGUUAUUGGGGGUAAAAAGAAAUGCUUCAAGAUUUAAAAAAAAAAGGAAUUAUCUGUAGUACUGGUUGUGGCCAUGUGGUACUGCAUCUAAGCUACCCUAUUCUGACUGGAAUUCUUCCAAGGAGAGAGCUCUGCGCAUUCAUGUGAAAAAUCCCUCUCCUGGAUGUUAAAUUUAAACUAAUACUUGUUUUGGAGAGUAAUUAGCACAGACUUGUUGCGGCUUAGAAGGAGGCCAUCCUGCACAUUCUUCCUUUUCAGAUUACAAUCUAAUUCCCUUUUGAAUACCUCAAUUGAACUUGCCUCCGAUACACUCUCAGGUAGUGCAUUUCAGACUUUAACCAGUGAAGAACAUUUUCCUCAUGUCGCCCCAGCUUCUUUUGCCAAUUAUUUUAAAUCUGUGCCCUCUUGCCCUGAUCUUUUCAUGAGUUGGAACAGUUCCUCCUAAUCUACACUGUCCAAAACCCUCAUGUUAUUGAAUACCUCUCUCAAAUCUCCUCUCAGCCUUCUUUUCUCCAAGGAAAGCUGUCCUAACUUCUCCAAUCUAGCUUCAUAACUGAAGUUCUUCAUCCCUGGAACCAUUCUGAUGAAUCUUUUCUGCACUCUCUCCAGUGCAUUCACAUUCUUCCUAAAGUGCAGUGCCUAGUACUGGGAAAUUAUUGGAAAGUUAACCUUAAUAUCUGCACUCCUGAAACAUUUAGAUUAGUUGCUGUAUUAACACAAUUAAAUUGUGCAAAGAAGAUUUUUUGUUUAUAUAUAAUUGUGAAUAAUUUUAAUGUAUCAUAUUUAUAACUAGUAAAUUAACACUCUUUAAUUAGCCUGUCACUACUUAUAGAAAAAGCAACUGAGGAUAAAGAUAACAAUCUGUAUACACUGACAUUUUGAUUGUGUUUAAUGUUGCUGUAUGUUGAAACUUGUAUCUUAAAUCGUUACAUCACUCCUUUUUGUAAGUUAUUCAUAGAAAAAUUAAAUUUGUAAAGCAA
Messenger RNA from Carcharodon carcharias (great white shark), 4046 nucleotides. RefSeq names its product NADH:ubiquinone oxidoreductase complex assembly factor 5 (gene ndufaf5). NCBI's taxonomy places the organism in Eukaryota, Metazoa, Chordata, Chondrichthyes, Lamniformes, Lamnidae. Gene Ontology annotation, cellular component: mitochondrion. The transcript has 11 exons. Gene Ontology annotation, biological process: mitochondrial respiratory chain complex I assembly. The record is from RefSeq and is a predicted model, not a curated record. Bases 116 to 1240 code for a protein of 374 amino acids. Gene Ontology annotation, molecular function: S-adenosylmethionine-dependent methyltransferase activity.